Messenger RNA from Lactuca saligna, 1305 nucleotides. The record is from the annotation of a GenBank genome assembly. NCBI's taxonomy places the organism in Eukaryota, Viridiplantae, Streptophyta, Magnoliopsida, Asterales, Asteraceae.
AUGUCUCCAAGAGUUAAACCUAGGGUCAUAAUUGAGGAAAUAGCAGAUGAUGUGCCCACUGCAACUGUUGGUGAUCAAGAUGUCCCAAAUCUUGAAUUGUGUUUAGUAAGAUAUGAGACACCCGAAUACAAUUCAAAUAAGAGAUUGAGGUUAGUUGAUGGGAGUCAAUCAUGUAGUAAGAAAUUGUGUUUCAACUUGGAACACACUGCAACUGUUGGUGAUCAAGAUGCACAUGUUGAAAUUGGUAAUGAAGGUGCAAAUAUUAGUGAGCAAGGUGCAACUGUUAGUGGUCAAGAUACACAUGUUGAAAUUGGUAAUGAAGGAGCAAAUGUUAGUGAUCAAGGUGCAGCUGUUGGUGAUCAAGAUACAGAAGUUCAUGAUCAAGGUGCAAAUGUUGGUGACCAAGAAGUAAAUACAAGAGAGUUUGAUACCUUUGAUGACCAACCAUUUCAAUUUGAAGACUUUGAUCCUUUCUUUGAUCAAUAUACUUUUAAUGAUGGUAAUGAUCAGAGUAUGGGUGUUGGUGCAGAACUUGGCACAGGACUAGGGGAAGUUCAAUUUGAAAGUGAGGGAGUUUGUGAAGGACUUGGUGAAGGAGGUAGUGAAGGGGUAGUGAAGGGGGUAGUGAAGGGAGUGAGGAAGACAGUGACUUUCUUGAAGAUGAAGAAAACUAUAGGAAAAGGUGUUGAGACUGAAAAUGAAGUUGUUGAUACAGAAGAUGUUGAAGAUGUUGAAGUAAUUGAUAAUGAUGAAUGGGACUCAUUAGGUGAAGAUAGUGAUGAUGAAAGAAGGAAAGCAAUAUUAAAACAGAUGGUGAAGGAGAAGAAGUGCUCUCUUGGUGAAGUCCAUACAGUUACUUUUCAAUGUGCAAUAGCAACCACAGUACCAGAAUUUGAACACUACAUGAAUGAACUUAACAAGUUUGAUAAGGAUGCUUUUGAGUGGUUGAAGAAAAUCCCCCCUCACCAUUGGGCCAGAAGCCACUUUUCAGGCAGAGCAGGAUCAGAUAUAUUGCUCAACAAUUUAUGUGAGGUGAACCUGAAAAACUUACCAGAAAGUUUGUUAGUGUUAGGUGUGGGAAAUGCAACAAUAGGGGUCAUAACUCAAGGACGUGCAAGGGUCAAGGUGGGAAUGCAGGAAGAAAUGAAGGAGGGAAUGCAGGAAGCAGUCAAGGAGGGAAUGCAUGAUGCAGUCAAGGAGGGAAUGGAGGUAUUUGACAAGCUGCAGGUUACUGAAUUUGGCGGUCUGUUGGCGGCUCCUAUAGAUGGUUUAUCCGUUAACUUCGCCAUUGAAGACCUCAAUUGA